Pteropus alecto (black flying fox) is the source of this 1123-nucleotide messenger RNA. RefSeq names its product protein FAM187B. Bases 1 to 1101 code for a protein of 366 amino acids. Lineage: Eukaryota; Metazoa; Chordata; Mammalia; Chiroptera; Pteropodidae. The transcript is spliced from 2 exons. The record is from RefSeq and is a predicted model, not a curated record.
AUGCUGACCACCCUGUGGCUGCUGCUCAGCUUUGCUGUCCCAGUGCUGGGAUUCUAUGUUUCCAUCAACUGUUCCCAUGGCAAGUUAUGCCAACGGGCCCUACUUUCCAACAAUGAUAUCUUACUGCAUUGCAACUCCUCUGGGGCACAGUGGCACUACUUUUUCCUGCAUGAUGAGACCAACUGGUCCAGCCACCCCCUCAGUGUUCCGAACGUAGAAAUAAGGCCUGGAGGCAGCAUUCUCAUUAAAAAUCCAUUGCCAUCCCAGACGGGCUUCUACAACUGCCAGGACAAGAACGGCACCCAAGUGGUGCAGUACGAGAUUGACUUUCAGGACGUCAGCAUCCUGCAUAUUACACACAGAGGCCUGGGCCAAAAGCCCCUGCAGAGUGAGUCCCUGAGUCUGGGCAGCAAAGAGCUCAUCUUCACUCACUGGGAUCCCUGGCAGGACUGUAACCGCUGCGGGGAGCCGGGUGAGCGCAAACGCCUGGGGUACUGCUACAUUCAGGAGCCUCUGGAGAAACCCUUGCCCUGCUGGCUCUAUCUGGGAGGUGCUAGGCUGUGGUCCAGCCGCAUGCGGCCUGAGAUGCAGGUGGAAGCCUGUAAUGUCCCAUGUGAAACAUCAAAUGGGAAGGACAUCAUUUUUGACAACUUCGAGCUCAGUGAGGAGUCAGGAUCUGCGUGGCUCACCUGUCCCCCAGGAUCCAUCUACAGGCCCACUGUCUGGGAAGCCAACAACACACCCCUGACCUGGCAGGGCCAGCUCUCUGGCCAAGAUGUGAGCACCAUCUUGGACCCCUCCAAUGGUGGCAGGCGACUUCAAGUCUUCCAGCCGGCCAUUUACAAGUGCUUUGUGCAUCAGGAGCUUGUAGCUCGAUUCAACCCCAUGACCAAGCUGGAUAUAUUGGAGAGUCUGAGGAGAGAUGAAGAUGGACAACAGCAGGAGGCAGGAGAGGCCCAGAAGGGGAAGGCCAACUCUGUCCUCAAGGGGCUGAAGCUGAUGCUGCUGGUGGGCACCAUCUUGGGCCUGCUUGGGAUGCUGCUCAAGCUGUUCCGCCCUUCACGGAGCAAAAGAAGCAACCAUGUGCUGCUGGUGAAAUAAAGUAAACCUGCAAUGUCCAAGA